UGACAUAAUGACAUUGACAGCCAGUGUGAGGCGCGCAGCGUCGCGGCGUGGUCGUCAUGUCGGCACAGUCAGAGAGCGGCGGCGGCGGCGGCGGCGGGGACGCGGAGCCCGUGGUGGUGCGGCCCGCCACGCGGCAGGACAUGCCGCGCGUGCUCGACAUGAUACAGGAGCUGGCGGAGUUCGAGGGCGAGCCGCGCGGGCCGCAGCUGUCCGUCGCCGAUCUGAUCGAGGAUGGAUUUGAAGCCAACCCGCCGUGGUUCUUCGGACUGAUAGCGGAGUGCGGCGGCGAGGUGGUGGGCCACGCUCUGUGCAACCGCGCCUACUCCUCGUGGACGCGGCGCGCGUUCUACGUGGAGGACCUGUACGUGCUGCCGGGCGCGCGCCGCCGCGGCGUCGGCAUCUGUCUGCUGCGCGAGCUGUGCCGGAUGGCGGUGCAGGAGGGCGUGCACCGCGUGGACUGGCACGUGCUGCAGAGUAACUCGCAGGCGCUCGCCUUCUACUCGCGGCUGGGGGCGCGUGACCUGCGCGUCACCGAGGGCCGCGCCGCCUUGCGCUUGGACCGUCCUCAAAUCGAGAGUCUGGCGCAGGAACAGCGCUGACCGACUAACGAUGUAUAAAAUAAGGUAUUAGCCAUGUAAGCACAUAAACAUGUAUCGCUGUCAUAAGUGCCUUGUGGGUGAAGUGUAACAAUAAAGUCAACAGUAAGUGUACCUAUAUUUAGGACGUUUCAUCUUAACAUGUAUUGUGUGUAUACCAAUUAAUGUACCUAUUUGUGUAAAGUAAUAAAAUAAACUAUUUAUUCCA
Messenger RNA from Spodoptera frugiperda (fall armyworm), 804 nucleotides. Its product is annotated as thialysine N-epsilon-acetyltransferase. Gene Ontology annotation, molecular function: N-acetyltransferase activity. The transcript is spliced from 4 exons. Lineage: Eukaryota; Metazoa; Arthropoda; Insecta; Lepidoptera; Noctuidae. The coding region runs from base 57 to 599 and encodes 180 amino acids. The record is from RefSeq and is a predicted model, not a curated record.